Messenger RNA from Hypoxylon fragiforme, 1772 nucleotides. RefSeq names its product mitochondrial branched-chain alpha-ketoacid dehydrogenase kinase-domain-containing protein. Gene Ontology annotation, biological process: protein phosphorylation; regulation of glucose metabolic process. Gene Ontology annotation, cellular component: mitochondrion. The record is from RefSeq and is a predicted model, not a curated record. NCBI's taxonomy places the organism in Eukaryota, Fungi, Ascomycota, Sordariomycetes, Xylariales, Hypoxylaceae. The transcript is spliced from 4 exons. The coding region runs from base 340 to 1659 and encodes 439 amino acids. Gene Ontology annotation, molecular function: pyruvate dehydrogenase (acetyl-transferring) kinase activity.
CUUAAGAGCCUCGGCAUUUUAGAUGCAGAUAGGUCCCCUGCUAACAAGCGUCAUUCUGCACUAAUUCCCGCGGGGUGGUCCUAGUCUUCAACUUUUAGUUUCUACAGUAGUCUUACGACCUCCGAUUCUACCCUCAACCCUCAAAACCUCAGAUCUCAAGUCUCAAGUCUCGUGCUAUUGCUCACUGCUCACUGCUCACUGCUCAUUGCUCACUCUACAUACCUAGCAUUAUUCAAUUCGGAUCUCAUGGACCAGAUCUCUCUUUCUCCUACCUGAGAUUAUCCCUUCCACCCCUGAACUCUUGUUUGUUCACCCCGUCUCUAGACGGACCCGUCCAAUAUGUCGUGGAAGGCAUCCGAGAGGUUGAUGGAUACCAUCCGCCAUUACUCCAACUUUCCUGCUACUGGAGUCAGUUUAAGACAAAUGGUCCAAUUUGGCGAGAGGCCAUCAACAGGAACCCUUUUUCGCGCCUCCCAAUUCCUUGCCGAAGAGCUACCAAUUCGCCUUGCGCACCGAGUACAGGAGCUUACAAGCUUACCUGAUGGACUUAGCGAUAUGCCAUCGGUAAAAAGAGUCCAGGAUUGGUAUGCGCAGUCGUUCGAGGAGAUCAUUAACCUAGGACGACCCGAGCUGUCGAGAGAUGUACGCGAUCGAUUAUUAAACCCAGGAAGGUUCCACAACAGCAAGACUUCUACUAUGCUCUCCGAGGCCACGCCCAAUCCCAGCAUCCGCGAAGGUCAGUAUGCCUCAGCGCCGCCCACGCAGAUCGGCUUAGGCAAUGGCAAGAAGUACCAGGCCGCAAGGAGGUACUUUGCCAUGGUAGACGACAGCGGCGACUGGCCGCCGGAGCUCCAGGCAUAUAACUCGAGGUUCGCUCAAACGUUGCAUAAGAUCAAGAGGAGGCACGAUGGCGUUGUCACGACCAUGGCCCAGGGCAUCCUAGAAUACAAGCGAAAAAGACAACGGAUGCAAAUUGACAAUAACAUCCAAUCUUUUCUGGACCGUUUUUACAUGUCGCGCAUAGGCAUCCGUAUGCUUAUAGGGCAACAUAUCGCUCUGACCGAUCAGAGCCAUCAUCGAGAUCCCACCUACGUCGGUAUCAUCUGCACCAAGACCAACGUGCGCGAUCUAGCGCAAGAGGCCAUCGAAAACGCCCGCUUUGUCUGUGAGGAUCAUUAUGGGCUUUUUGAAGCGCCGAAAAUUCAACUAGUUUGCAAUCCCGACCUCACUUUCAUGUAUGUUCCAGGCCAUUUGUCGCAUAUGCUGUUUGAAACCUUGAAGAAUUCGUUACGAGCCGUUGUCGAAACGCAUGGGCAAGAUAAGCAAGAAUUCCCAGUAACCAAGGUCAUCGUUGCCGAAGGAAGGGAAGACAUAACCAUCAAGAUUACCGAUGAGGGCGGCGGAAUCCCGCGAAGUGCUAUACCGCUAGUUUGGACAUACAUGUAUACAACCGUGGAUCGGACGCCAAGCCUGGAUCCUGACUUCGAUAAGAGCGAUUUCAAGGCACCUAUGGCUGGCUUCGGUUACGGACUACCAAUAUCGCGACUCUAUGCUCGGUACUUUGGUGGCGACCUAAAACUGAUCAGUAUGGAAGGGUAUGGAACAGAUGUGUACCUUCAUCUGAACCGCCUGUCAAGCUCUUCGGAACCCUUGCAAUAGCAAUCAGCAGUCAUGAGGGAGUGGUCAUCCCAAGGAUUGACGUUUCCGUAUAAAAGGAUGAUGCAGAAGCGGCUUAAGAACCUAGAGGUGUCAGAACGUAAGCAGGUCGGCGA